Messenger RNA from Aureococcus anophagefferens, 1288 nucleotides. RefSeq names its product expressed protein. Lineage: Eukaryota; Pelagophyceae; Pelagomonadales; Pelagomonadaceae. Bases 36 to 1178 code for a protein of 380 amino acids. The transcript has a single exon. The record is from RefSeq and is a predicted model, not a curated record.
CGAUCGACUUCUUCGGCGUCUGCUCCUACUACGACAUGGACAACACGAACGAGUACCUCUCCAACGCGGUCCUCGCCCACAACUACAGCGAGCCGAACGCGGCGGUGCACGAGGCGGCCACGGUCGCGUCCGGCGGCCUGGCCCUCCCCCACGGCCGCACGUGGGGCCUCCACCUCUGCCUCCCGCAGAACGACACGGAGCACCCGUACCCCUGCACGAUCAGCGCGGCGCCGCAGGAGUUCUACGGCAACGGCGAGCUCUCGGACUUCAUGAUCCUCGACCCGCUCGGCUUCAUCCACAACCCCAUCCAGGACGAGACGGAGAUCUGCGCGAAGCACACCGAGGGCCUCUGCGACUGGUCGAACUCGGCCGUGGAAGUCACCGGCGAGUUCAAGUACGAGUACCCCGUCGACUCGCCGAUGGAAUGGUCGCCCUACGCGAAAGCGUACCCCGCGGUGGACAAGGACGACAUGGUCGCGGCGGCGCUCGGCCCGGGCGCGACGUGCGCGAACACGAUCGCGCACAACUGCUCCAUCUACGUCACCUACGCCUGCCCGGUCACCUGCGCGGCCUACCUGCCGCAGUACUUCCCCGACCACCACGCCGCCAACUAUUUCUACGACCAGAACAACCUGUCGAUGGCGAUCUGGGACGGCUACACGUGCGCGGACAACCUCCCGUACUGCUACGACCCGGCGACCGUGCUCGUCUGCCCCGAGACCUGCGACGGCUGGUCCCAGCCCACCGAGAAGCCCACGCCCGCGCCCACGAGCGCGCCCACCAACUCCACGCUCGCGCCCACGGCGUCGCCCACCAACUCCACGCUCGCGCCCACGGCCACGGCCCUUACCCCCAAGGUCCGGGGCUGCGGCCGGGCCGCGCUCGCGUCGGAGGCGAAGUGCAACAAGAACAAGCGGUGCAAGUGGGUCUUCGGGUCGCACGCGUGCAUGUCCGACUGCGCGCUCGCGAACAAGAAGAAGUCCAAGUGCAACAACAAGAAGCACUGCAAGUACAACAAGAUCACGAAAAAGUGCAAAAACAAGAAGCACGUGUGCAAGUACAAAACGAAGAAGGCGCACUGCCGCGCGGACGAGACCUGCGGCGUCAAGAAGCGCAACGACCCGAAAUACGACGCCAAGGGCAACCGCGUCAUCAAGUGCCGCACGCUCAAGGAGUAGUCGCGACAAGCGCGACAAGCACGACGCCGGCCGCGCGCGCCCCCGAGGCGCCGCCGCCGCUCCCGAUCUGGAACCCCAUGUACGAUAACAGCUAAAGCUGCGCACGCAUU